Messenger RNA from Symsagittifera roscoffensis, 3525 nucleotides. RefSeq lists its product as uncharacterized. The coding region runs from base 10 to 3525 and encodes 1171 amino acids. Lineage: Eukaryota; Metazoa; Xenacoelomorpha; Acoela; Convolutidae. Gene Ontology annotation, molecular function: nucleic acid binding. The transcript has 5 exons. The record is from RefSeq and is a predicted model, not a curated record.
AAACAUCUAAUGGCUGUUCACAAGAUUGAUCCUGUGAAAACCGACUACAUCUGUGGUCACUGUGAACUAGAGGAUAAGUCACUUCGCGUCAUUUGGGAACAUGUCGUGGAGCGUCACAAAACAAUCGAUGAAACGGAAGAAAGAAGAAUUUGUCUCUACGACAUGAAUGUGUUCCAAAAUGAUCGCGCAUAUGCUGCGCAUAUGCUAAACGAACACGGUCUGCCAGCAUGGGAUGUGAGCCGAGAAAUCCUCACUUCUAUACAGCCUGAGACAGCUUUUGAUGGAGCAGUCAGGACAUACGAUAUAGUGCCGAUGGAAACGGAAGUGGACCUACUAGCGCUGUUCGUGACCAUGAGAGACGAAAUCGAAGAGCUGAUACUUCAAAACACUAUGUAUGAGCCUCAGAAAGCUCAAUUGUCGGCAGAAGUAACUCUUGAAAAAGAGAAGGCAGAUGGCACAGAAGAAGUAAUAACCAUCUUCGCCAAUUGCAAAAUGCUUGCUGUAGACGUUCAAGGAUGGACCCAGGACCAAUUCUAUGAUUGCGUAGACCAAAUAUUGUCUACUGUCCAUCAAUAUGCGUCUCAUGGUAGUGGCUGGAGAAUCCGCAGGAUUGAUAAGAUUGUCCUAAAAAUGGUGAAGUCUGCACCGAUCAGGGGUUCAUCGUACUUGCCACUACCAGCCGAUCUACUGAAACUCAAACGCUUCUUGUUGAAUAUUCGCAACUAUGAAGACGAUCGAUGCUUUGAGUACUGCUUCGUUGCUGAGUAUCAUCGGCAGAACAAUAUCCCGCUCACUCUUCGUACGAUGCAGAGUAAAGAGGAGGAGAAAGCGAGCUUCUAUGAUUAUCGCAGAAACUCAAGAGCGCACGAGCCAACUGGCGAUUUUGUGUACCCAAUGGGACUACCGGCUAUUGCACGCUUCGAAAUUUUGAAUGAAGUGCAAGUGAAUGUCUUCAGGUACAAUGAAAAGACUCUUCUACCCCUGAGAGUGUCAAAAUAUCAGACUAAUUUUGUUGUGGAUUUGCUGCUUCUAAACGAUAUGGGCACGCAUCACUACGUCGUGAUAAAAGACCUGAACAAGCUAGUGAGCAAAAUGCAAAAAAGAAAACUGAGAUCGAGAAACAUGCUGUGCCGAAAUUGCUUCCACCGGUGUUCAUCUCAGGAACGACUUGAGCGCCACCAGUUAAUCUGCAUGGGGAACGAACCAGCAAUCGUUACCAUGCCAAAUGUUGACAAGAGCAGCGUAGGCUUCAAAAACAUCGGUGCUCGAAGCUAUAGCCCAUUCGCGGUUUACUUUGAUUUGGAGUCUGUGCUGGAGAAGGUGGAGACGGUGAGAAAUAAUCCUAACUGCUCGAGCACAACCGUGAUUGAAAAACAUAAGCCCAGCAGUUUUUGCCUUGUCGUUGUGGAAGCUGGAAACCCGAAACCUGCGUUUUUUUCACUUCAUCGAGGAGUGGACGCCAUGACUAAAUUCGUUCGAAUGCUGGAAGUAUUGGCGCGUGACUUCCAUAAUAAAAAACGACGAUACCCGAACUACCUCGGAAGCACCACUAUUCUUGAAGACAGUGACAAAUGCUGGAUUUGCGAAGAGGAAUUCUCCGAAACUAACGCAAAAGUUUUGGACCAUAAUCAUUUCGAUGGAUCAUUCCUCGGAUGGGCUCACAACAAAUGCAACUUCCUGAGACGUACCAUACAAUUCACCCCUGUCUUUGCCCACAAUCUCCAGAAUUAUGAUUUGCACCAUGUACUGAAGAGUCUGCAAGAUACCAAUACCAGAAACACCUUUUCGGUCAUUCCUCUCAAUGACGAAAAAUUUAUUUCACUAACAAUGAAAGUGUGGAUUAGAUCGUACACUAGCGAAAAAGGAAAUGUCCAACAUGUCUACGAAGAAAUCCGUUUUGUGGACAGUUGUAAAUUUAUGAACAGCUCACUCGAUGAGCUAGCCCGAAAUCUACCCGUGGAAAAGUUCAUCUAUCUCAAUAACCACUUUGCUACCCGACCGGAAGAAGAUAAAGCAUUGAUUCGACAAAAAGGUUACUUCCCCUACUCGUAUGUUGACAGCCAUGCAAGAUACACAGAAGAUGGACUACCUGCACGCGACAAGUGGACCAACACGCUGCAAGGAGGUGUUGUUAGUGUCAGUGAAAAAGAAUACCAACAUGCAUGGUUAGUGUACACUCGUUUCGGUUGUCAGACUUUGGGCGAAUACAGCGAUUUGUAUCUAACGACUGAUACCUUGAUUCUUGCAUGCGUUUUUGAAGAGUUUAGACGAGUGUGUUAUGAAACAUAUAAGCUAGAUUGUGCUCAAUAUUUCACGGUUAGCAAUCUCUCAGGGGAUGCAUUUUUGCGAACAUGCAAGGCUGACCUACAUUUGCUCACUAAUAGGGAGCACUUGGAUAUGGCAGAAAACCUGAUCAGGGGGGGCAUUGCAAGUGUGUUUGAAAAAAGACUUGUUUCCGCCAACAAUAAAUUUGUGAAAAAUUACGACCCUAAACAGCCUAACACUUUCCUCUUCAUGAUAGACGCGAACAAUUUAUACGGCGGGAUUAUGGAAAAAUUUCCUCUUCCACUUAACUCAUUUGAGUUUAAUGACCAAGUUACUAUAGCUGAAAUUCUCAACACGAGCAGAGAAUCCGAAAUUGGAUACAUUUUGGACGUCGAUCUUUUAUACCCCGAUCAUUUGCAUGAUGCACAUUCGGAUUACCCACUCGCCCCAACAAAAGAAGUUGUGUCCAAAAUGUGGCUCAGUGAGCUUCAAUUGGACAUGAUGAAAAAAAUGAACAUUUCGGAUAAAUUCCAUUACAACAUAAUCAAGAAAAAUUUUGACGCAACUCUUUUAUAUUCGGACACUGAUUCGUUCCUGUAUGAAAUCCGCAGCAAAGAUCUCUACAAGGAAAUUGAGAAAAACCAUGAACUGCGAAAUCAUUUUGACUUUUCAAAUCUACCAGUCACCCACCCCCUCUACACCAACGAGAAUUUGCGCGUUACCCUGAAAUUCAAGGACGAGUUUGCUGGGGAGAUCAUACAGGAGUACGUCGGACUAAAACCCAAACUGUACAGCAUUAUUUCUUCGAACAUGGACAAAAAAAGCUCGAAAGACAGAGUAACUACUAGUCCUUUCGGACAUAAACGUUUGCGUGAGGAUAUGUUCAUAAGAGAAAUUGGGCGCACCAUGGACUGGGGCGAAUACGACGUAGACGACGACGCCCUGGUCCCAACUCCCACCGAUAACGGAAGUGGGGAGGAUUUGGCUGAAGCUAUAGAAGCGCAGGGUGGGUAUUAUGUGGAUAUUUUUACUCUACCAGAUAUGGGGUUCAACCAACCCACAUACACUGAUCAAGAGCUAGAACAGGAUUUGGUAGAUUUCGACCAGCUAAGUGAGCAAAAUGAGUCAGAACCAGCAGCGUACAACUGCCCCUAUUUGGACAUUGAAGCUCGAGAAGAAAACGAGCGGGAAGAAAUUAGACCACCUAAACGGCGGCGGUGCUUAAAUCGACGUGCUUUUAUAUUAGACGAUUCUGACUAA